AUGUCCUUCGUAUCCUAUCUGACCUACUUCCUUGUGGGCUACACCGCUCUCGUCAUCGGCUUCUACAUGCUCUCCCUCGCCACGCCGAAAGCUGCCUUUGUGGCCCGCACGCUCGCCGGCUACCUGGCGCUGAUAAUAUGCACCACGUACGGAGUGAUAGUGUCUAUAGUUAUGCGCAUACUCGGAUGGCAUGGGAGCGCGCAGUGGAUGACCGGCCGCUCUUUCAAAUAUGUCAUGGCUGCAACCACGGGCAUCUCGUUUGAGGUCAUCGACCCAAAGCGAAUCCUCGACAACACCCGACCGGCCGUAUUCAUCGGUAACCACCAGACCGAGCUGGAUGUUCUCAUGCUGGGCACCAUAUUCCCCAAGAAUUGCAGUGUGACUGCCAAGAAGAACCUGAAGAACGUACCCUUCCUGGGAUGGUUCAUGUCGUUGAGCGGAACCGUCUUCAUCGACAGGAAGAGCUCCAAGGACGCCCGGCAGGCCAUGGCCGGUGCUGCCAGGGAAAUCCAGAGGAGGAAGCAGAGCGUCUACAUGUUUCCCGAGGGGACUCGAAGCUACUCCAAGGAGCCUGCGCUCCUGCCGUUCAAGAAGGGCGCUUUCCACCUUGCCGUUCAGGCGGGUGUGCCCAUCGUCCCGGUGGUGGCCGCCAACUAUUCCCACAUCCUCUACAUCAAGGGAAUGGUCUUCAAUGCCGGCAGAAUCCCCGUUAAAGUCCUCGACCCCAUCCCCACGACCGGAUUGACGACCGAAGACGUCGAAGAGCUCGCUCGCAGCACUCGGGAACUCAUGCUUAAAGAGAUUGUGCUUCUGACUCAGGUUGCCCAGAACAAUCCCUUUGCGGUGCCUGCGAAGAUCGAAGACGGGGUGGUUCAUGCUAGUGGAGUGGACGCAACUCUCUCAUGA
Messenger RNA from Anthostomella pinea, 906 nucleotides. The record is from the annotation of a GenBank genome assembly. Lineage: Eukaryota; Fungi; Ascomycota; Sordariomycetes; Xylariales; Xylariaceae.